Carya illinoinensis is the source of this 1183-nucleotide messenger RNA. RefSeq names its product mediator of RNA polymerase II transcription subunit 9. The record is from RefSeq and is a predicted model, not a curated record. Gene Ontology annotation, cellular component: mediator complex. The coding region runs from base 142 to 651 and encodes 169 amino acids. Lineage: Eukaryota; Viridiplantae; Streptophyta; Magnoliopsida; Fagales; Juglandaceae. The transcript has 6 exons.
CAACGACGUCGUGUCUUUCUAUCUAGCUAGUCAUCCUCUCACUUCCGCGUCGCCCGGCCGCAUAGAUAAGCAGAAACCCUAAACAUCCCAAUUAUUGUACGCCGGUGAGCUACGCAGAGAGUGCGAGCGUGAGAAUCAGAGAUGGACCAUUACUCAGGAGGAAGCUGGACUAUGAUUCCGUCCGUGCCGACACACAGUAACACCUCUACACCCUCAAAUCAAGACCAUCUCUACCUCAGUCACCCACAACCACAACAGCAGCAGCAGCAAGUUCAACUCCAACAAUUUCAACAACAACGUAUCCUCCAACAACAACAGCAGCAGCAGCAACAGCAACAACAACAGCACCAUCAGCACCAAUCACUGGCGUCUCACUUUCACCUCUUACAUAUGGUGGAGAAUUUAGCGGACGCGAUCGAGCAUGGAACUAGGGAUCAGCAGACAGAUGCACUGGUCAGUGAUUUGAACAACCACUUUGAGAAGUGCCAACAUCUGCUGAAUUCAAUCUCGGGUUCAAUUAGCACCAAGGCUAUGACAGUUGAGGGUCAGAAACGGAAGCUAGAAGAAAGUGAGCAGUUGUUGAAUCGGCGAAGGGAUUUCAUUGCAAAGUACAGAAGCUCUGUUGAAGAGCUUAUCAAGUCUGAGCCAUAAAAUGGCCGUGCUUCCAUUAUGUGGUCUAGUUGCUGUCAGAACGUUCUGUACUACUCCCAAGUUCUAAAUGAAAGCCAGAGGUCCUGGAAUGUGGGUUUAGAGUAGUUUCCAUGGUUCUUUAUAUACAAUAUUGUUAGUGUAUCAUACUUGAGACUAAAUAUUGAGCAUGUAUGGCAUCUCCUAUGCAUUGAAGUCAUUCUUUGAUCCAGUUUUAACGAGACCCACCGGUGCCCUCAAUAGACUCCCUCCCCCUAUUGCUUCGAUUUAUUCUGCCGAACGUGCUUUGCAAAAGUUGAAGAACUGUUGUUGCAUCUGGCGAAUUAUGCAUGAUGCUAGCUGAUUUAGAAGAAGAAUUGCAGAGUUUUCUAUUGGGAUGAAAGCUCAUUCCUGAAGUGGCUGGAGGAAUAUUAGGAGCACUUUGUCACUGCUUCAGCAUAAUAGUUUUUACUGUUGGAAGAAUGUUGUGACUCUAUAUGUUUAAUUAUAUUAGUACUUUGAUUAUAAAUAAAUAAAAAUCACUAUUUAGUAACAA